GAAAGCGGCGGGACCAGCGCCCUCAUUAAGAGAGCCGCCGGCGCGCCCAAGGGAUCCAGUUUGGGAAGAAGCAGAUUUCAGAAGACCUCCUGAGCUGCUGUUCCGCAGAGCCCAUCAUGGCACUGGCCCACCUGACGCCUUGGGCCGCUCUGCUGCUGGUGGAUAUGGCUUUACUCGCGUUGCUUCGAGGGUCUCUGGGAAAUCUGCUUCCCCAGGGACUUCCAGGACUGUGGCUGGAGAGCACCCUGCGCCUUGGAGGAUUGUGGGGGCUGCUAACAGCGGGAGGGCUGCUCGGACUUGUUGGCACCUUUCUUCCCUUGCUCUGCCUGGCCACCCCACUUUUUUUCUCGCUGAGAGCCCUGGUGGGAGGCACCAUGAGUGCCCCAGCAGUCAGAGUGGCUUUUGCCUCCUGGGGCUGGCUGCUGGCUGGCUAUGGGGCUGCCGCGCUGGGGUGGGCUGUGUGGGCUGUGCUGAGCCCUCCGGCAGCCCAGGAGAAGGAACCAGGCCAGAACAACAAAGCCCUGAUGUGGCGGUUGCUGAAGCUCUCCAGGCCCGACCUGCCUUUCCUCAUAGCUGCCUUGUUCUUCCUCAUGGUGGCUGUGUUAGGGGAGACCUUAAUUCCUCACUAUUCUGGUCGUGUGAUUGACAUCCUGGGAGGCGAUUUUGACCCGAAUACUUUUGCCAGCGCCAUCUUUUUCAUGUGCCUGUUCUCUGUUGGGAGCUCCCUGUCUGCAGGCUGCCGAGGAGGCUUCUUCACCUUCAUCAUGUCCAGGAUCAACCUGCGGAUACGAGAGCUGCUUUUCUCGUCCUUGCUGCGCCAAGACCUUGGUUUUUUCCAGGAGACUAAAACAGGGGAGCUGAACUCACGCUUGAGCUCAGACACCUCCCUGAUGAGCUGUUGGCUUCCCCUGAAUGCCAACAUCCUGCUGCGGAGCCUGGUGAAGGUGUUGGGGCUCUACUUCUUCAUGCUCCGGGUGUCGCCCAGACUCACCUUCCUCUCGCUGCUGGACCUGCCCCUCACAAUAGCAGCCGAGAAGGUGUACAAUCCCCGCCAUCAGAGCCUGGUGUACAUGUAUGGAGAUAUGCUGAGCAACGUGGGUGCCGCUGAGAAGGUUUUCUGCUACAUAGACCGAACGCCAAAUCUGCCCCAGCCUGGGACCCUGGCCCCUGCCAGUCUGGAGGGCCGCGUGGAAUUCCAAGACAUCUCCUUUUCGUACCCCAGUCGCCCCGAGAAGCCUGUACUCAAGGGCCUGACGUUCACACUGCACCCUGGAAAGGUGACAGCGUUGGUGGGGCCCAAUGGGUCCGGGAAGAGCACCGUGGCUGCCCUGCUGCAGAAUCUGUACCAGCCCACGGGGGGCCAGGUGCUGCUGGACGGCCAGCCCCUGGUCCAGUAUGAUCACCACUACCUGCACCGCCAGGUGGUUCUGGUGGGACAGGAGCCCGUGCUCUUCUCCGGGUCUGUGAAGGACAACAUUGCCUACGGCCUGAAGGACUGUGAGGACGCUCAAGUGAUGGCAGCUGCUCGGGCAGCCUGUGCAGACGACUUCAUAGGGGAAAUGGCUGACGGGAUACACACAGACAUAGGGGAGAAAGGGGGCCAGUUAGCUGUGGGACAGAAACAACGUCUGGCCAUCGCCCGGGCCCUUGUGCGGAACCCACGGGUCCUCAUCCUGGAUGAGGCUACCAGUGCCCUGGACGCCCAGUGUGAGCAGGCUCUGCAGGCCUGGAGAUCGCAGGGGGACAGGACGGUGCUGGUGAUUGCCCACAGGCUGCACACGGUUCAGAACGCCGACCAGGUCCUGGUGCUCAAGCAGGGGCAGCUGCUGGAGCAAGACCAGCUCAAGGAAGAACAGGAUGUCUAUGCUCACCUGGUACAGCAGCGACAGGAGGACAGCACCUAGCAUCAUGGACAAACAUCUGGGCAUGUCGAGGGAGUUCUAGACUGGGUUGCCCGAGCUUGGAAUAACUGCGGGGGAGCCAUCCCAUGGGCUGGGGCAUGGCCCAGACUACACAGAAGGGGACAGUGAGCUGAGCACCAGCAUCAUCUCUCUGCUUUCUGCAGCAGAGGCCAUGUGACCAGACACCUCCGUUCCUGCCUCCCCUGACGUGAUGGACUGUACCCUGAAGUGUGAGCCAAGUAAACUUUUCCUUAAG
Molecule: messenger RNA, 2157 nt
Organism: Microtus ochrogaster (prairie vole)
Lineage: Eukaryota; Metazoa; Chordata; Mammalia; Rodentia; Cricetidae
Gene: Tap2
Product: transporter 2, ATP binding cassette subfamily B member
Exons: 11
Coding region: 117-1904 (595 amino acids)
Biological process (GO): antigen processing and presentation of endogenous peptide antigen via MHC class I; transmembrane transport; peptide transport
Cellular component (GO): TAP complex; endoplasmic reticulum membrane
Molecular function (GO): ABC-type peptide transporter activity; ATP hydrolysis activity; ABC-type oligopeptide transporter activity
Source: RefSeq, a predicted model, not a curated record